Rubroshorea leprosula is the source of this 826-nucleotide messenger RNA. Lineage: Eukaryota; Viridiplantae; Streptophyta; Magnoliopsida; Malvales; Dipterocarpaceae. The record is from the annotation of a GenBank genome assembly.
GCGGCGGCGCCGGUUGCAGGCGGAAGAAGUGGGCGGUGGCGACAAGGAAGUAGUAACUAGUAAGGGUGUUCUUUAACAACUCGGGGUUUCAGAGGUGGAAGAAGAUUUAUUGAGAGACGAUGAGGAGGGGACAAUUGUGUCCGCCAGCGAUAUUUCGGCUGCUAUGGUGGCAGGCCAAAGAGCAGUUAUCAGUAGGAAAUGGUGAUGCAGAGCCUGUGAUGCCAAAAUUUGAAGUGAGGGAUUUAGAGAGUUUAGAUGGGAGGUAUGACACUGUGGUUUGUCUAGAUGUUCUCAUGCAUUACCCUCGGAGUAAAGCUGAUGGGAUGAUUGCACACCUUGCUUCAUUAGCUGAAAAGAGAUUAAUUUUGAGCUUUGCACUGAAGACAUUAUAUUAUGAUCUUCUUAAGAGGGUAGGGGAGUUGUUCCCAGGACCAUCAAAGGCAACGAGAGCUUAUCUUCAUGCAGAAGCAGAUGUAGAGAGGGCAUUGAAUAAGGUUGGGUGGAAAAUAAGAAAGAGACGCUUAAUCACCAUGCAGUUCUCCUUUGCUAGGCUCGUUGAAGCUGUUCCAGCAUAGAGGAAGACGUCCGAUUUUAAUUUAGUUUUCUUUCACAUUUUCUGUUGCUAGAAAUGUUAGCAAAUCUCUCAAGUUUCUUUGUAAAGCCAUUAUUUUUCCACCAAAAUUGCCUUGAUACCUAUAUUGUAUUUUAGAUGUCUCAUCUGUAUAGCUAACUUCAAAUGCUACUUGAUUAGCAUUUUUUUGGUUGUUAUUGAAAAGUUCACUAAUUCAUAUAUCUCAGAAGCAUGCAAUACACCUUUUUUUCCCUC